AUGGAUGCUGCUCCAGAUGCCUCAGUUGCUGUUCCUGAACCAUGCCCUAUUCUGAUGGCUUGGUCGAAAAGCCAUGUGGUGAUGAGUCAGCUUGUGAAAGCUAAGCGACUGUUGCUCCUGCAGCAUAACAAACUCAACCGUGCUGUGCUGGUUGACAACAUGGAAGUCCUAGCCUGCGGCCCUCCGUUGACUUGUUGCAAGAAUAUGUCACAAGAUUUUAUCUGGGUUAUCGGCAUGGUUGCUCAGGAGGAUGAUUACAAUCUUUGCGAGAACCGCAAAACGGCCACAUUCCCCGCGAGAUCCGAAUCUACGGCAACUGUUUCACAGAUCUGGAAUACCAGUGCUGCCGGCAGCAGUGGAGGUGAAUCCAGCGACGAUUCUGCCUCCGACGACGAGGGCAUGGGAGAGGGCUGUGGGGAAUCUGAGAGUGAAGAGGUUGAUGAAGAGGUGGAGUGCAUGCCACCACCCGAGGGCCCGGAGACACCUGACCUUUCAGCUGCACUCGAUGAUGACCCCAAGCCUGAGGUCACAGUAGAGCCACCAAGGAACACGAGGAGCAAGCCGAAGGCACCAAACAGUUCCGCACACAAGCCUGAGGUCACAGGGGCACGGGAGAAUCCCAGCAGCAGCAGCAAGCCUGAGGUCACAGGAGCACCGGAGACUUCCAGCAAGCCGGAGGUCACAGAAGCACCGAAGAAUCCCACACGCAAGCCUGAUCUCGAGGUCACAGGGGCGCCAGGGACUUCCAGCAAGCCGGAGGUCACAGCAGAACCGAAGAAUCCAGCACGCAAGCCCGAGAUCACAGGGGCACCGGAGAAUCCCACACGCAAGCCUGAUCACAAGGUCACAGGAGGGGCACCGGAGAAUCCACGCAAGCCUGGUCACAAGGUCACAGCAGGGGCACCGGAGAAUCCACGCAAGCCUGGUCACAAGGUCACAGGUUUGUACCGAGACUUCUUCUGGGAUGGCCGCACCAAAGAGCAAGUGUCCAGAGCUGAAGCUACCGAGUCAAGCCACAUCUUCUACGCCUUCGGAAUCCUCUACGAUUGUGACGCCGAUAUGCAUUACAAAUGCCUCAACUGUGGUGAUACUGGCGGACUCGAUGACUUAAGGAUUCCCGAGUUACGAGAUGAAGAUGAUGCUGCAAGUCAGGCCGCUAGUCUGAGGCUUGCCCAGGCACUAGAUGAUGAGCUAUCGAAAGGAGAUGAUGCCGCGAGUCAGGCUGCUAGUCUGAGGCUUGCCCAGGCCUUGCAGGCCGAAGAUGAUAAGGAAUUCCUCGAGCACGACCUGGAGGCAGAGCUACUUGCAGAGCAGCUCAGCUUGGAGGAGCUGAUUCUCCAGGCUGAGGAGGGAGAGCUGCAAAGGCUUCUAGCUCAAGAGGAGGCAGAUCUAUUGCAGGCUAAGGUGCAGUCCUUGGGAUCUAUGACAGCGAGUAUUGGAGAGCUUAUGCCGCCACCUAGUAUUCGCAAGGCCAGAGAGUCUGUGCCUGCAGAGCUUAGCAGCAGCAGCCACGACACACUUCACAAAUUGCCGCCAAUCAACCCAAAGAGGACUCUAGAGCCUGAGCUUGAAGCUUGCAAGGAACCUGAAGCAGAGGCCAAGAAGCCACGCAUUGUGCAUGAGACUGAGCACAAGCAGCCCAAGCGGGCUGCCGAUGUUCAGGUGACUAUGUGCUUGGACAAUGUGGACACCCUGCCGAAUGACUUCGACGGCCUUGAUGAUGCUGUAGGCUGCAUGCAAGCCGCCAAGGUCCAGGACCUUGGCGAAGGAUCGGGAGUGGGGCUUCUUGUGGAUGUUCCCUCGGAGGCUCCAGUGAUUGAACAGAAAGAGUGUGAGCCGCCGGUAUCGGUUUCUGUCGAUGGAGCACUUGCCGAUGACAAGUCCGAUCAUGAUGAUGAUGGUGUCAGUCUCAGCAUUGGCACCGUGCACUACAGCGAUGGUGAAAAAUCUGCUGCCGAGGAGGCAGUGGAAGCCAAGCUACCGGAGUGCCCCGACACGACGGUCUUCAAGCCCAUGUCUCCAAGUGAGCAAAUGAUCGCUACUGGUGCAGUGCCAAAGAAAACGAAGAAGACCAAGCAGAGCAAAGCAUGCGAGGAAACCCCCGAAGAGCCUCUUGCUACAACGCUUGCUGCUGAGGAGCCAACAUCCUGCAGAGGCCGUGGUGGAAGCCGAGGUCGAGGCCGAGGUCGUGGUAAGUCUUUGGCCUCGAGCAGGGGUCGUGGGGGGAAGGGCAAAGGGCGGGGAGGGCGCAAAGCAAAGGAGGAGGUCCCACCCAGCCCCCCAGCCACCGAGGCUGAUGAAAGCCAACCCGAGGCCUCAGCCGAUGAACACCCAGAGGCAACAGAGGAAGAGGAGGAGGAUAAGAUCGAGGAGACUGCCAAACCCAAGGUGAAACGAGGCCCUGCCGCAAAGCCUAAAUCGAAGGCAACCGCGAAAAGCAAGAAUGCCAGGAAGAAGGAUGCUGCAAGCCCCAAAGCAAAAGCAAAAGCCAAGAGUUCUGCAAAGCCGAAACCAAAGGCCAAGGAGGAUCCAAAGCCAAAGGCUGGGGCGACCAAGCGCCCACGGGGUUCUGCCUCUAGGGACAAGGCAGAGGAUCAGCAUGAUGAGAGCAAAGCGAGAAAAUCCAGGAAAUCUGUGGCCUACCACAAAGCAAUGAGCCAGGCUAAGAGUGAAGGCAAACCGCUUGAAGCCUGCAAGGCAGCAGCAAAAGCUGUUUCUUGA
Messenger RNA from Symbiodinium sp. CCMP2592, 2721 nucleotides. The record is from the annotation of a GenBank genome assembly. NCBI's taxonomy places the organism in Eukaryota, Dinophyceae, Suessiales, Symbiodiniaceae.